UGUUGGGGUAAUAUGAGCUCGUUAAUCAGAACCAGAUUGCCUACUGUUCGGUGUUCAUGUGGAAAAGUUUUCUCUGCGGGCACGUCGUUUGGUCAAUUAUGACGCCUUCUAUAUCCGCGUUCUGUGUGGUCCUUGGAAUGGGAGUGUGCAUAUGUCGCUAUGGUAUGUGCAGUCCAUUGGGGAACAAUCAACAAAAACAGAACCAGGAGCUAGUAAAACAUUUGAACGAGGUAUGUCAGGAGAAUAAUAAAGAGACCGUGUAUGAGGAAGAAUUGAAUAUGUGUGUGUCAUGUUCAUCUUGCCAUCUGCACUCCCAGGAUGAUCACUGUCACACUUGCCGAGCAUUUGGGAUCAUUCCUACACCGGUGUUUGAAGUGACUGUCCAAAACACUGAUGAAAAGGACGACCCUGAGCCUGAUAAUGCACAUGAUAAGUCCAGUCCCGAUUUAGAUUCUUCGUCUGACAUGGGGUUACCAGUGGCUGUAGUUGGAGUAGUUGUAUGUUGCGGUGGUGUCACCUUGGUGGCUAUGGGAUUGUUGUUCAAACGAAGAAAUGUUUCAGGGAUGUUGCCUGUUCCACAACAUGAUUGUACAGCAGCCUAUUCAAAGCCCAAACAAGAGACCGGCCGUCCAGACAAAUUCCACCCAAGCAAUGACCUCUCCCACAUCAAACUUGAUCAGCAGGAUUUCGGUGGCACCGAAACCAUGGUGUAAGUUUCUUAGCAAUUUAAUGUAGAGACCCGUUUCUACAUUAUUAUUGCAGACAGACAAAACAACUCAAAACACAACACGCAGAAAGAGAGGAUGGCCCGGGAAAAAAGUGUUAGCGAAGAUCGAACUGACGCUUUAGAAGGAAAUGAGAUGCCAGUCAAAAACGGUAUGACAGAUAGAAAUGAAAGUCCUUUCUAUGGUAUACAUGAUUAUGGGUUUCUGGGUUUCCGGCUGGUUCCUGGUAACUAUAAUUUUGUCAUGCUUAUCUAGGUUUUGUUCUUAGGCCGUGCCCGAAUUGGUGGCUAUGGCUGCGGCAACGACCAUUGCCAGGGAUGUUGCUAAGGGCGUCCUAUACUUCAAUGCAUGAUGACGCGGCGAUCAAGCCGUAGCCGUAGUCGUAGCCGCCAAUUCGGAUCCGGCCUUAGGCAGAGCUCUAUGAAACCGAGUCUGGUACUGAAAGCAGUUACUAUGGUAAUCGUGAACAGGGCUUUGGGUGAUAGACUUGUAAACGUCCAGUGGACGUUGGGUUAGUCUUAGACUUAGGUCAAAGGAGGAUGGACGAUGUGUGAUGGAUGGAUGGACUGCGGGUGAUGGUAGACUUGUAAACGACUGGCUGACGUUACAAUGUGGGACCAGGUCAUAAAUAAAGAAGACUCACACCCCACCCGAUGGUCAAGGCGGCCUCCAUUUUUAAAUUGUACCAAACAUGUGUUGCAAUUUGACAACUCUUUAGAUCGAACUGACGCUUGUGGUAGUGCGCUAAUGUUCAUUCUCGAUUUCACGAAGCAUUCGUACACGUUGCCUUCGGAUUGGGUGCUUUUGGCUUUUCAAGCGUCUGUUAUAAAACGAAUAUGGUUGGACAGUUAUGUUUCAAAAGUAUAAACUAUGACGACUCACGCAAAUAUCUCGCGACAUUGUCUGGUUUCUUUUUACUUCGUGAACUACGGUUCACCAUUUUGUUCAGUCAAAAAUGUAAGACAAUAUGGCGGACUGUGUUGGUUCACUAAGUAAAAAGAUAACCACACCACUUGCCUAGGUAUAGAAUUUUGUAGCCCAAAACGCCCAAUCAAAAGGCAAUGUGUCCGAUUGAGGAUGAGUUGUUGAUAUUGAUUGGCAGUGUGGCGUCACACUUUGCUUGUAUAAAUUCAAACUUCCAUCCAUCCCUUUAUGAAAUCGGCCUAACUCAAUUUUGUUGAGCUGCUUAAACAGACUAUUGCUUAACCACUUUCUAUUUAGAAAGAAAUGAGAUGUCAGUCAAAAACGGUAUGACAGAUAGAAAUGAAAGUCCUCUCUAUAGUAUACAUGAUUAUGGGUUUCUGGGUUUCCGGCUGGUUCCUGGUAACUAAUUUGGUUAUGCUUAUCUAGGUUUUGUUCUAUGAAACAGAGUCUGGUACUGAAAACGGUUACUAUGGUAAUCGUGAACAGGGCUUUGGGUGAUAGACUUGUAAACGUCCAGUGGACGUUGGGUUAGUCUUAGACUUAGGUCAAAGGAGGAUGGACGAUGUGUGAUGGAUGGAUGGACUGCGGGUGAUGGUAGACUUGUAAACGACUGAAUGACGUUUACAAUGUGGGACCAGGUCGUAAAUAAAGAAGACCCCCACCCCACCCGAUGGUCAAGGCGGCCUCCAUUUUUAAAUUGUACCAAACUUGUGUAGGCUGUUGCAAUUUGACAACUCUUUGCUUCAUUGGUGUAGUCUUCUGAAUCAGAUUCGAUUUUCUUUUAUCUCUACACGAAGCAGUCUUUUAUUAGACUAGUAGACAUCUACCUACUUUGGAAACUAUAUGUGAACAAAUUCAAUGCAUACCAUUGAAUGCAUGUAUGAAAGUUGUUGAUUGGGCAAAACAUAAUCAGACAUUUUUUGCAACGAUGUUGAUUGUUAAAAUCCUUCAUCUUAAAGCUUGUCUGCUGUGUAAUUUAAGAGUCAAACUAUAUUCAGCUCCGUUGUAUAAUAAUAUUUGAGAUUUUUUUAAAAUAUUUCUCUGUUCUUGGUUUUACCAAUAAGAAAAAAUUAACGUAGCUUUGUUGUUUUUAACACACAGUUCAAGUGAAUUAAUGUAAAAGAUAGGAGUAUAAUUUUGAGUUACAACUUGCGUUAAAUAUUUUUAUUGGCCAUGUGUUUUAAGCAUAUUAUUUUUUAGAUUAUUGUGUUUUAUCAUUGUUUGCAUGGUGUUUUGAAUGAUUUGUUUUAGCUAUUUCUCCAAUCAUGUACUUGUCUUCAAGCUAAAACCUUAUACCAGUGAAUCUGAAAGUUACAAAGGGAAAAUCAAAUCACAGAGACAUCAGUCAAUUGCUAUAUCAUCCACUAAUACAAGUUCAAGACCGACAUUGGUUGUUUUGGUUUUUUUUCCACACCGGGUGGCCGUCGGCUAAAUUACUAUCAACUCAAAUUGGAAUUGGAAUAAUGCUGAAUGGGUUGAUUCUACUAUUAUAUGCUAUAGAGCCUACGUAUACAAUCAAGGUUCAAGCUAUGAAAAAAUCAUCAUAGUAAUCACAACAAUAUUUACGGCUUCUACAAACAAUUUGUUUUGACCCGUAGGUCAACUCAUAGAUUUGCAUAAACCUUGCGUACAGAAUACCUUGAACUCUGUCCCCCAGACAACAAAACAAGCUCGCAGACUCCCACGGUUUUUUACACCUUUUUAAGCAUCGUUAUUUAUAAAGGCCUACAAGUAGUGUUGACCCAUUGUGUUAGUUUUAGUAUGGAUGAUCAAGGAAAUAGGAAUAUAGCAUUACAGGAUUAUGGUUUUUCCCGAUCAAAAACAUUGUGUUUUAUGUUGCUACCGAUGUGGAAAGUGGUUUAGUUUGAAGUUGACACAAACACUCAUUACUCACACGAUAUUUCAUUACUAUGGGCGUUCAAUUAGACAUUUUUGUUUAGGGUGCAAGCGGGGUUAAAUACAUAAUUUGUGGAGGAUAAUAUUGGACCAAUCAUUUAUCUAUUUCUGGAAUCCAUUUUGGAUGUUGGCAAUUAGGGCAAGAUUCUGGGUGGUUGACAUGUCCUGUCUAGUUACGCCACUGUUCAUGGGGUUACCUUAUAUUUUAGUUAUUGUAUUGUAUUGUGUCUUUGUUAAAUAGUUCUUGUGGCUUAGUUACAGUUUGUUUUAGCGCAUGUGCAUGCAUUGUUUUAGAGGCAAAGUAUUCCUUUGGUUUUUGGAACCAUACAAAAUGUAGCUUUUGCAAUGAAAAGGUGAUUGCAUUUUUUUUAGACAUCGCCUUAAAUCUGGAGCAAUAUAUAUUAUGUCCACACACUGAGGAAAAAUAAUCCGUAUAGGGAAUACACAAUCUAAAAAGCGUUCGCUUUUGUGGCAUAAAAACUAAUAGCCUUUUUCGUUUUAUAAAUAACCACAUUACUUUGAAGUUUCUCGAAACGCUUUAUAUUAUCGAAACUGCUGUAUAGGUUCUAAACCAAAAGCUUACUUUGCCAUUAAAACGUAUUGGACCCUACCUGAAUUCCCUUUUAACGUAGACAAGAUUGUAUAAUGAAUUCUACUAUUAUAUUUGCAUUUUAAUUUUUUAGCAUAGUGUACUUGAGUCGUAUUUGCAAUUCUUUCCGAUUUUUAAUAAAUGCAAAAUAUUAUUUGCCUGCCUAGUUAA
Asterias rubens (European starfish) is the source of this 4305-nucleotide messenger RNA. RefSeq lists its product as uncharacterized. Bases 57 to 713 code for a protein of 218 amino acids. NCBI's taxonomy places the organism in Eukaryota, Metazoa, Echinodermata, Asteroidea, Forcipulatida, Asteriidae. The transcript has 6 exons. The record is from RefSeq and is a predicted model, not a curated record.